Molecule: messenger RNA, 3786 nt
Organism: Dendronephthya gigantea
Lineage: Eukaryota; Metazoa; Cnidaria; Anthozoa; Malacalcyonacea; Nephtheidae
Exons: 11
Coding region: 307-3786 (1159 amino acids)
Biological process (GO): proteolysis
Molecular function (GO): zinc ion binding; cysteine-type peptidase activity
Source: RefSeq, a predicted model, not a curated record
GCCGUCAUACAUGAGGAAUCCGAAUAUUUUCCCCUUUUUUUACUUGUUAUUCUCUGUUUGAAGAAAAUGGUUUCGAGUACAAGAUAUUUGCGACUCGUAUAAACCAGUAAAACCACUACUCAGAAGCUUUUGUUUAUAUGUAUUAUUGCAAAAGCGCUGUCUGGCCCCUAAUAACCUGGGAACAAAAACGUGCGCGACGCGCGAAAAAGACACGCUAUUGCGCGCCUACGCGGUAUAUACAGAUGGCGGGAAGUUGGAAUAUUCAACAAGUCAAUUUGUAAUACAAAUUUCCAAGAUUGUAUCCAUAUGGCUGAAAACAGUAAAGAAGAGAUCGCAGCAAAUAUCAACCUAAGCCUAGUACAGGUAUCUAAUAAUCAGUGGCUCAAUGACGAGAUAAUAAAUUUCUAUGGAAAUCUUCUACAAGAAUGCGCACAGAAGAUGCCUAAUGUAUCAAUCACAAUUAAAAACAGCUUCUGUUUCACAAAGUUUAAAAAAGAGGAAUUUUCCAAUUCAUUUGCUAGAUGGAUGGACAAGGAUAGUUCAGUUCUAAGUGACUUGCUCAUGUUCCCUAUCAAUGAAGAUAAACACUGGACACUAUGUGUGGUGGACAAAAGAAAUAAAGUUGUCACCUACUAUGACUCCUUGGGUGGUACAGAUUGCAUACCUGACUAUGUUGUGGAUCAUUUAAAAUUAAUAAGAAAACUUGUUACUCACCUAUACCCUGAACAUAAUUCAGAGUCUUGGAGUUUUGGGACUGCAAAAGAUAUUCCGAAACAAGACAACUACAUUGACUGUGGAGUAUUUCUGUGUCAGUACAUGAAGCAUUUGGUAUUUCAACAGCCAUUCUCAUUCAACCAGAAAGAUAUAGCAAAAAUUCGAUUGGAUAUGGUGAAUGAAAUAAGAAACAAAGAAAUUAAAGCAUGCGCAUUAGAGCGACCAUCUGUAACAUCACCAGAACAGACUGCGAUAGUGUUGCCAGAUGAUGUAGUUAAAUCCUCCCCCUUAAGUGAAACAGGUGACAUCCUCUCGAUUAAAGAAGAAGUAGAUCAAGAUGCUAGUAAUGACAUAUUUUACGUUGGUAGAAAGUUCUAUACUGUAAAUGACUUUAAUGAGGCCAAAGCCAAAUAUGAGGAUAUUCACUUUUGCGAGCUGUGGAAACGAGAUGUCAGAACCCUUGUAUCUGCACAGAAGCGAGUCCCCAAACGAGUAGCAAAUGCUGAGUUGAGCCUCCAGUACUACUCCCUGAAAUUAAGCUGCAAAUUUGGAGGAAGAAAAGCAGAGAAUAGAGACGACAGAAAGCGUGAUACUAAAACCUUUAAACAAGGAUGUCAGUUCGAAGUUUAUAUUGUUUUGUCCACGGACGGAAAAGCGUUAGAAGUUAUGAAAAUGACCAUGGAUCACAACCAUUCUCUGUCAGAAGAACUGUACAAACAUCUACCUCGUCAGCGAAAGCUCACUGGUGCACUGAAAGAGGAAAUCCAAGGUGCAGUGCGCCUAAAAGCUAACAACAAACUGCUGCAACAGAAAAUACAAACCACGACAGGACAGCGAGUAACAUUAAAGGAUAUUUCAAACUUGAAAACCAAAACCAAGUCGAAAAUAAAUAGCAAUGACCUUGACGUCGUCGUGGAUUAUCUGAAGACAAAAGAAGGCGCAGUUGUAGAAGUAGCAACGGACGAAGACAGCAAUUUUAAGUCUCUUUUCUUUCAAGACCAGUACAUGAAACAUGCGUACGACAGGUUUCCUGAGCUCCUGCUUGUGGAUGCUACUUACAAACUUCUUGAUUUGAGAAUGCCACUCUAUGUGCUGAUGGUAGUGGAUGGAAAUGGCCUUAGUGAUAUUGUCGCCCUUCUAAUCGUUGCUGAAGAGAGUGAAACUGUCAUAACAGCAGCCAUGGAAGCAUUUAAAAGGCACAAUCCAGCUUGGAUAAGGACUACAGUAAUCAUGUCCGACAAGGAUUUCACAGAACGUCAAGCCUUCGCCAAAUGCUUUCCCAGCGCAUCCCUACUUAUAUGCCUUUAUCAUACACUUCGAACUUUCAGAAGGGAGAUAACAGUUGAGAAAAUGGGGAUAACGUCAGGUGAACGGGACAGAGUUCUUGAGAUAUUAACCGCAAUAAUUUAUUCCAAAACAGAAGAAGCCUAUGAAGAAAACGUAAAUCUGUUAAAGGAAACCAAAUCAAAAGCUGUAAGAAACUAUUUCUUUGACAAUUGGCACCCUAUAAAAGAGCAAUGGGUUUCUUGUUUUAAGGAUUCAACUUUUAACCUUGGUGAAACAACCAACAAUCGUUUAGAGAGUGCUAAUGCGAAGAUUAAAAGUGUUUGCUCUCGCUAUGCAACACUUUUACAAUUUUUUACAGAAAUGUUUGCACUCCUUGGAACAUUGCGGAAUGAAAGGACACACCAGAAAAUUAUGGCAACAUUACGCAAGCCCAUAUCAAUUGAAUCGUGUGAGGAGGACAUCCGCACAUAUGCUGAAGUUCUAACACCAUACGCUUUCAAACACCUUAAGCGUCAAGUUGAACUUGCCAAACGUUUAACCGUACAACAGGUUUUGUCCGAGAACAAAGUUUUAAUAAAGAGUUGUACCUAUGGUGAAGUAACAGUGUCAGGUAACACUUGCCAAUGCACGUAUCCUGUGAAAAUGGGACUUCCAUGUAGACACAUCCUUAAAGCCAGAACUGCGCUUAAGUUAUCUCGAUUUGAUCCUUCCCUCCUCUCUGCCAGAUGGACCGUUGAAUACUAUAAUAAAGCUUCUGAGGCAGCCAAUGUGCCAACCACAUGCGGCAUCAGCAACGUCGAUGUCCUUCAUGAAAGUAAAGAGAAAUCUACCACUUUGACGCAAGCCCAGAAAUUCCACAAGGCAAUGAAUGUGGCACGAACCCUGGCUUCACUGGCAAGUGAAGGCGGAAUGAAGACAUUUGACAGUAGAAUGGCUGAUCUGCAACAAAUUCUCAACCUUUGGCAAGCACAAGACAGUCUUGGAAGAUGCAGCAACACUGAAGACACAACAAAUAUUGAUGAAGAAAAGCCCACCAAAACCCAAAACGAACAUUUUCGUAACAAAGAUCAUGACAUACCCUAUGAUAAAAGAGAUUUUGGUCCCAUUCCCCGUGAUCAAAAGAAGGCCAGUAGAAACAAAAACAAAUCAAAUGUUCCAGGUGACGUUGCCAAAACUUCUCCCACCAUCCUCGCUGAUAAGUCUAAGACUGCUGGUACAUCUUCACAAGUAAAGAGCAAAGAAAAUGAUUGCAAGCAGAAAGAGCUUAAAAACAUAAAAAUGCCACCGAAAAUGCUCAAGAGAGGAAGGCCCAAAGGAGCGGAAUUAACUGUCAUUGGGCUACCCAAAGUAAAGAAAGCAAAGAAAGGGUUGCUGCCAUUUUGCAAGGUGAAAGCAGUAGAAAAGGACAGGAUUCUUUUAGAGUGCUUUGUCCGUUGUUCAGUUGCUAACAACGCAAUCCAAAGUGGUGAUUUAAUACCACCAGAAGAAGUCGAAACAAAUCCUCUUAAGCUUCCAGACAUGAUUCGUGACAAAGAGAAUGUCGAUUUGAAUAGGAUUGAGAAAUAUUUUGUUGCCAAUGCAUGGAAAGUUGUUCUUAAUGUCAGUGAAAAAAAGAACAAGACAAAGUGGAUAUGUCCUGGAUGUUCAACCACAAUCAGCAGCAAAGAUGAAAGUGUAGCAUGUGAAAGGUGCCUGUGUUGGUAUCAUAUUAAAUGUACUUCACUGAAAAGACCACCCAAGACAAGGAAUUGGUUUUGCAGCAAAUGCAAAGCUAAGCACGUAUAA